Messenger RNA from Dovyalis caffra, 1674 nucleotides. The record is from the annotation of a GenBank genome assembly. Lineage: Eukaryota; Viridiplantae; Streptophyta; Magnoliopsida; Malpighiales; Salicaceae.
AUGGCUCAAAUCCCUAACUUAGACAAUUCUCCUAUCAAUCUAAAAUCCCUAAGAGAACAAUCUCAGAAAGAGCUUGUUAACAUCCUCAAGAAUAUUCGAGGAAAGAAGUGUUUGGUGAUUGAUCCAAAGCUUAGCGGAUCGCUUUCGUUGAUCAUCCAGUCAACAAUUCUCAGGGAAAAUGGCGCUGAUUUGCAGCAUCUUUCAGCUGAACCAGUUGACACUGAUUGUACUAAAGUGGUUUACCUUGUUCGUUCAGAGUUUAGUUUGAUGAGAUUCAUAUGUUCACAUAUUCACAAGGAUACGUCUCAAGGACUCCAGAGGGAGUACUAUGUUUAUUUUGUACCUAGGCGUGAGGUUGUUUGUGAGAAGGUCCUUGAGGAGGAAAAUGUUCAUAACUUGGUGACUGUUGGGGAGUACCCAUUAUACGUGGUCCCAUUGGAUGAGGAUGUACUAUCAUUUGAACUUGACUUAGCUAACAAAGAAUGCCUAGUUGAUGGUAAUACAGGUUCACUUUGGCAUAUUGCGAAGGCCAUUCACAAGCUUGAGUCUUCUUUUGGAGUGAUACCAAAUGUGAGGGCAAAAGGUAAAGCAUCAGUACGUGUUGCUGACAUUCUCAAUCACAUGCAAGCAGAAGAACCGGUUACCACUUCCGAUAUGAUUAUGCCAGAGAUAAAUACGCUCAUCCUUAUAGACAGGGAGGUAAAUGAUCUCUCUUCUGUUGCUUCUUGGCUUAAUGACAAGCUGUUCAAGGAAAUUCGGGAUCUCAACUUUGAAGUUGUUGUCCAGGUCCUACGUCAAAAGGCAACAUCUAUGAAGCAGGACUACACAGAAAUGACAACUACUAACCAGACAGUUUCUGAGUUAAAGGAUUUUGUUAAAAAGCUGAAUUCAUUGCCAGAGAUGACUAGGCACAUAAAUCUCGCACAGCAUCUAUCAACAUUCACAUCAAAGCAUUCAUUUCUUUCACGACUUGACAUGGAGCAAACACUUGUUGAGGCUCAGAGUUAUGACAUAUGCUUUGAUUACAUUGAAGAAUUGAUCCAUAAGCAGGAACCUCUUGUUAGCGUCCUGCGUCUUCUGAUCUUAUUUUCUAUCACAAAUUCAGGACUGCCAAAAAAGAAUUUUGACCAUUUGAGGAGAGAGCUGCUCCAUAGCUAUGGAUUUGAGCACAUAGCGAUGUUGACUAAUUUAGAAAAGGCUGGAUUGCUUAAAAAGCAGGAAAGUAAAAGCAACUGGCCAACAAUCAAACGUGCUCUCCAACUUGUAGUGGAGGAUACCGACACUGCCAACCCCACUGACAUUGCCUACGUCUUUUCUGGAUAUGCACCACUUAGCAUUCGCCUUGUUCAACAUGCUGUUCGAUCUGGAUGGCGUCCCAUGGAAGAAAUUUUGAAGCUGUUGCCAGGACCUCAUUCAGAAAUGAAGAGAGGUGGAUUCUCAAGCAGUCCUUCGAUCAGCACACUGAAUGGGGCUUCAGCAGCUGUAGAUAGAGUUGCUGAUGGAAGACGCUCCUUGGUACUUGUUGUGUUCAUUGGAGGGGUAACAUUUGCAGAAAUCUCUGCACUUCGAUUUCUUAGUGCUCAGGAAGCCAUGGCAUAUGAUUUGAUUAUCGGGACAACAAAAAUCGUCAAUGGCAAUACCUUGACUGAGACAUACAUGGAAAAGUUGAGCUAA